Numida meleagris (helmeted guineafowl) is the source of this 1857-nucleotide messenger RNA. RefSeq names its product RB binding protein 7, chromatin remodeling factor (gene RBBP7). Gene Ontology annotation, cellular component: NuRD complex; ESC/E(Z) complex; nucleus. The record is from RefSeq and is a predicted model, not a curated record. The transcript is spliced from 12 exons. NCBI's taxonomy places the organism in Eukaryota, Metazoa, Chordata, Aves, Galliformes, Numididae. Bases 35 to 1435 code for a protein of 466 amino acids. Gene Ontology annotation, biological process: regulation of gene expression. Gene Ontology annotation, molecular function: histone binding.
CGCCAUUGGCUGCCGCGUCGAGUGGCGGUGGCGCAUGCGCGGCGGCGCGAGUUGGAACUCGGCGAGCUGGCGCGCGGCGGGAGGCGUUGCGCUGGCCUCGGGAGCGGUUACCCGCUGUGCCCGUUUAUUACCGUCCCUGCGCGUCGUUUGCGCGUCCGAAAUGGCGAGCAAGGAAGUGCUGGAGGACACUGUGGAGGAGCGCGUCAUCAGCGAGGAGUACAAGAUCUGGAAGAAGAACACCCCCUUCUUGUACGACCUGGUGAUGACACACGCGCUGGAGUGGCCCAGCCUCACCGUGCAGUGGCUGCCUGAUGUGAGCAGGUCGGAAGGAAAGGAUUAUGCUCUACACUGGCUGGUUUUGGGAACACACACCUCUGAUGAACAGAACCAUCUGGUUGUUGCAAGAGUCCAGAUUCCCAAUGAUGAUCAGUUUGAUACUUCCCAGUAUGACAGUGAGAAAGGAGAGUUUGGUGGGUUUGGAUCUGUGACUGGCAAAAUUGAAACAGAGAUUAAAAUUAACCACGAAGGUGAAGUGAAUCGUGCUCGUUACAUGCCACAGAACCCAUGUAUCAUUGCUACUAAAACACCUUCUGCUGAUGUGUUGGUAUUUGACUACACUAAACAUCCUUCAAAACCAGACCCAAGUGGAGAGUGUAAUCCAGAUCUUAGAUUAAGAGGGCACCAGAAGGAAGGCUAUGGUUUGUCAUGGAACUCAAAUUUGAAAGGACAUCUUCUCAGUGCAUCAGAUGAUCAUACUGUGUGUUUAUGGGAUAUCAGCGCUGGUUCAAAAGAAGGCAAAACUGUUGAUGCGAAAGCAAUCUUUACUGGGCACUCUGCAGUAGUAGAAGAUGUGGCAUGGCAUCUGCUUCAUGAGUCUCUGUUUGGAUCUGUGGCUGAUGAUCAGAAGCUUAUGAUUUGGGACACAAGAUCUAAUACUACAUCCAAGCCAAGUCAUUCUGUAGAUGCUCAUACAGCUGAGGUCAACUGUCUGUCCUUCAAUCCGUACAGCGAGUUCAUUUUAGCGACUGGUUCGGCUGACAAGACAGUCGCUCUAUGGGAUCUUCGAAACUUAAAAUUGAAACUCCAUUCUUUUGAGUCUCAUAAGGAUGAAAUUUUUCAGGUUCACUGGUCUCCUCAUAACGAAACAAUCCUUGCUUCAAGUGGUACCGAUCGUCGGCUUAAUGUGUGGGACCUAAGUAAAAUUGGAGAAGAGCAGUCUGCAGAGGAUGCAGAAGAUGGGCCUCCUGAACUCUUGUUUAUUCAUGGAGGACACACUGCCAAAAUUUCAGACUUCAGUUGGAAUCCUAAUGAGCCUUGGGUCAUCUGUUCUGUAUCAGAGGACAACAUAAUGCAGAUAUGGCAAAUGGCAGAAAACAUUUACAACGAUGAAGAACCAGAUAUAGCAGCAGCAGAGCUGGAAGGUCAAGGAACGUAACUUUCCUUCCUUGAGGCAAUACUGGAUGUGACAUAGUAAUAUAAUUUGACUACUGUAUAUAUAUUAAAAAAAAAAAAAGGUACUGCAUCAAAACAAUAACAUUAUUAAUUGGCCACAAAAAGUUUUGUAUAGUCAAGUUGUUGUGGGAUACCUAUGGUUAUUUGGGCACUUUAAGCUAUUGUAUACUGUACAGCAGUUACUUGCUAGGGAAAAUAGGAAUGACUGAAUACCUGUCUCUGUUUUUAAUCAAACUGAAUGGGUUCCUGUAAAUCAUUAAGUCCUCACUUUUCCCGCAAAGAAAGUGGGGAGGUAAAGAAAAAAAGAAAAAAAGAAAAAACUUUUAUUAAUAUGUAAAAAGAGCUUUUCACUUUUACAUAACACUUUUGGCUUAGCUUUGCAUAAAUAAAAUUUAUUUGAUAGAA